Branchiostoma floridae (Florida lancelet) is the source of this 357-nucleotide messenger RNA. RefSeq names its product rhodanese domain-containing protein CG4456-like. Gene Ontology annotation, cellular component: mitochondrion. Bases 1 to 357 code for a protein of 118 amino acids. The transcript has 4 exons. NCBI's taxonomy places the organism in Eukaryota, Metazoa, Chordata, Leptocardii, Amphioxiformes, Branchiostomatidae. The record is from RefSeq and is a predicted model, not a curated record. Gene Ontology annotation, molecular function: thiosulfate-cyanide sulfurtransferase activity.
AUGGAAUCCACAGCUGAAGUGACGUUUUCCGAGCUGAAGCAGGGUCUGGCUGCAGGAGAGCUACAAGUAAUCGACGUGCGGCGGCCGGAGGAACUGCAAGCGGACGGGAGGAUGGUGGGAUCCACCAACAUUCCAUUGGAUGAGUUGGAAUCAGCCUUGCAGCUAUCAGAGGAGGAGUUCCGGGACCAGUACGGGAUAACGAAGCCUCAGAAGGGAGACGGUAACAUCGUGCUGACGUGCAGGUCCGGCAGGAGGACUAAACUGGCGCUGCCGAUCGCGCAGAGACUCGGGUACACCAGGGCUAAGAUAUAUGCAGGCGGCAUCAUAGAGUGGAAGAAAAACCACGGAGUGGACUAG